Messenger RNA from Nerophis lumbriciformis (worm pipefish), 1881 nucleotides. NCBI's taxonomy places the organism in Eukaryota, Metazoa, Chordata, Actinopteri, Syngnathiformes, Syngnathidae. The record is from RefSeq and is a predicted model, not a curated record.
AUGGCGUAUGCCUCGCCGCUGGCGAGCCUAGCUAAUUCCUCCCACUUCGACGUCUUGACGUAUUUAUCACCAGACAAACACAUUCUCCUCUUCACGUUGCUCGUCUUUGCCUCGCUAACCUCUUAUCUCUGCUCUCCUGCCGCGCCGCUCUUGUCCUUGGCUCAAUCCCACGUCCUUUACUCUCCUGGGCGCUCGCCAAGGGUUUUCACCACCAUGAGGUGUUCACUCGUUUACCUCCUGCUGUGUGUCCUGUUACUGGCGCUACAAAGCUUCUCUGGUAAGAUCAAAGCUACAAACCUGUCAAUCAUCGUUAUAUUUACGUACCACAUGAAAGCUGGACAGUUGGCUGCACUGCCCGGCAGGAGGGAGGAUACCGAAUCUUCCUGCCUUCCUGCCACGAGUCAGGAGGAAAAGGAAGACGAAGAAGAAGAUGAAGACAAGAAAAAGAUGGCGCCAAGGGCCAAACGAGAGCGGCGUCAAGGUACCGCCAGCGCCACUGUGUGUCAGGUGUGCAACAUCCGGCUCAACUCUGGAGCCCAGGCCCAGAUCCACUAUAAGGGCAAGACGCACCAGAGGAGGCUGCGCAGAUUGGCCAAGGUUGGCGGCACAGGUGCGAUGUCCCAAAACCAGGUUCACCCACUUCUGGGUUCCCUCCCAGUGCCGCUGUCGGGCCGAGCCAGCCUCCAACCGCACAACCACCUGGAGCACUUCUUGCCCCUCAGGAUAAGCGCAUCUUCACCCCUCAGCCUUUUCCCAAAUUUCAACACGAUGGAUCCAGUGCAGAAAGCGGUAAUCAACCACACUUUUGGCAUCGCGCCACCUAAGAGAAGAACAACUAUCACCUGUAAUAUUUGUCACCUGCGUUUUAACUCCACUAACCAGGCUGAGGCCCACUACAAGGGUCACAAACACACUCGCAAGCUGAAGGCCUUGGAGAACCAGAGGAACCGGCAGAAGAACAAGCCCAGCCAACCCGCAUCGGAGAGAGAGGAGGGGACUGCAGAGACGGACUUGAAUUCAAAUGACAUAACAGAUUUAAGCACAUCGUCGCAACUGGAAAUGGGCCUUGAAAAUUCCUUGACCCCUAAUCCCUGCACGACAGACUCCACUUCAAGCCACUCGCCUCAGCUGUCCCAGCAAUUCCCUCACGACCCUCCGCUUUCCCAUUUAACAGCGGAGGGGACGCCUGCGGAAGGCGACUCUCCCGGGCCUCCUGCUGUCAGGGAAGAAGAAGAUGAUGAGGUGAAGGUGGAAGAGAAGGAGACCAACAAAAAAUGUCUUCAUUGUCCUACAUGCAAAGUGACGGUCAACUCCAGCUCCCAACUGGAAGCUCAUUGUAGUGGUUCUAAACACAAGCAGAUGCUGCACAGUCCCAACAGCAGCCAAUCGCACCGCAGGAAAAAGAGGACGUCGUCGCCAAGGCGCCCCUGCCGACUAAUUAAGCAGCGGGUGGGCACCAACAAGACCAGGGAAGUAGUGGGUGUCACCGGCCAGCGCUUUCACUGCCACCUGUGCCAGGUGGCCGUUAACUCGGAGUCACAACUCAAACAGCACAUGAACAGCAGGAGACAUAAGGAGCAUUUGGCCGGGAAGCCUGUGAAGGCUAAAUUCACUCCCUAUAAUAAACUGCCGUCCAGCUCUGCAUUAGCGACAAAGCUGGCCUUCCAGAAGCAGCUGUGCAAGGCCCUCCCGGCAGGGUUCCUGACCAACGGCCUCAAUCCAGCUGCUCUUUGCACUUUGGCAUCGGCACCGCUGGCACUUCGACUACCGCAUGGUCCCACGGCCAUCAUCCACAGUCCCCUGAUUAGCCCCGCUCUCUUCAGGCCUGCCCCGGGACCCCUGAGGGCCACACACCCACCCAUUAUCUUCUCUCCUUAUUGA